Molecule: messenger RNA, 1149 nt
Organism: Penicillium diatomitis
Lineage: Eukaryota; Fungi; Ascomycota; Eurotiomycetes; Eurotiales; Aspergillaceae
Product: arsenic resistance protein
Exons: 4
Coding region: 1-1149 (382 amino acids)
Biological process (GO): antimonite transmembrane transport; arsenite transport
Cellular component (GO): plasma membrane
Molecular function (GO): antiporter activity; antimonite transmembrane transporter activity; arsenite transmembrane transporter activity
Source: RefSeq, a predicted model, not a curated record
AUGGCAGAUCUGGAGGCCAACAAGGAGACAGUGAAUUUACACAAUCGCAAUCGUCCAGACGUGAACCCCAGCGAACAGGAUGGUCCAGUCUCGGACCCAGAUCGCUGCAUCGAUACCAGUGGCUCCAUAGAAGAGAAUAAGCAUUUAUCCAUCUUCCACCAGCUCGGUCUUCUAGAUCGCUUUUUGGCAGUAUGGAUUUUUCUCGCGAUGCUGAUCGGCAUUCUACUGGGCAACUUUGUUCCUAGCACGGGGCCGGCAUUACAGAAGGGAAAUUUUGUAGGAGUAUCGGUGCCUAUUGCCGUCGGCCUUUUAGUCAUGACGUACCCCAUUCUAUGCAAAGUGCGCUAUGAGUCGCUGCAUCGCACGCUUCGCCAAAAGGCGCUUUGGGUCCAAAUUGAGUUCAGUUUGAUCGUCAAUUGGAUCAUCGCCCCUCUCUUCAUGUUGGCCCUCGCGUGGGCGUUUCUGCCCGAUGAGAAAGGUCUGAGAGAGGGAUUAAUCCUGGUUGGAAUUGCGAGAUGUAUUGCGAUGGUGCUCAUUUGGACCGGUCUCGCGGGUGGUGACACUGAAUAUUGCGCUAUUCUUGUGGCCAUCAACUCGGUUCUGCAGAUGGUUCUGUUUGCGCCUUUGGCCAUCUUUUUCAUUCGGGUAAUGAGUGGCGACCAAAUUCACUUGCAAUACUCCCUGGCGGCGAGAAGCGUGGGCGUGUUCCUCGGCAUUCCCCUUGGUGCUGCAAUUGUGACGCGGUUCGGACUGCGCAGCCUCGUCGGAGAGCAAUGGUACGAGAGAAAAUUUCUCAAUUGGAUCAGCCCCCUAUCGCUCAUCGGGCUGCUCUUCACAAUCGUUGUUCUGUUCGCCUCUCAGGGCCGGCAUGUGGUACAUCAGAUCGUGUCAGUUGUCAGGGUGGCUGCGCCUUUGGUCGUAUACUUUGCUGUCAUCUUUCUGGCCACUCUGCUUGUAACGAGGCGUUGUGGCUUUGGAUAUGAGUUGUCGUGCACCCAAAGCUUCACAGCUGCGAGCAAUAACUUCGAGUUGGCCAUCGCGGUGGCAAUUGCCACCUUCGGGGUUGACAGCGACCAAGCAUUGGCAGCGACUGUCGGUCCUCUUGUUGAGGUCCCGGUCUUGUUGGGGUUGGUAUAUGUCGUCAGGUGA